GUCCCCACUCCUCUGGUUACCGUCGCUUUUCGAGCAAAAUGUAAGCUAAUGCGGAAAAUUGAAGGCUUAUUCUUAAAGUAAGGUUAAGGGAAGGUUUGCAGGAAAGGUAGAGCAACUUCCUUGUUAAAGAAAUCUCGUAAUCUGCAAGAUUCACGGGACAAGAAGUCUUUAACUUUUUUACAAACAACUAAAUAUGGCGUCUGCAAGCGUCGCUUUAUGUACUCCAAGAAGCUCUUCUUGCUCGACAGGUGAGUGGACUGACAGGGUGGACUAGACUUAAGCUUACUAGUUUAUGAGAAUAACGCAUGACUUCUGUGAAUCUUUUGCCCCUUUGGAGAAUGGGCAAUGAUUAUUGUUGUUAAUAUUGUUUGGCUGGCAAACUCGAAACGAGCAGAUACUAAAGUUUUUUAACAAAAGCGACCAAGGGAUUUUGUUCAAGAGUGUUAGCGCAGUUGUUUCUGGCAUAACCUAAAUAAAUGAUGAAAACUCAAAUGGUCGUAAGUUGAUAGUUUUAUCUGGUUUUAUACAGCCCUCGAGACCUUCGACAGUCGCCGUGAAGCACUGAAUAAGCUGAUUCUUUCAAAGGGUUGAACUUUGAAAGCCUUUUCUCAUCAAUGCUUUACAAAAGUCGCCGUUAUCUUUAUAAUCGGAUGGACUUUAAUUUGCCAAUCAAUUUUGUUUGUAAAGUCCCUGCAAAUUUUGCUUGGUCUUUUGAUAACUUCAUUAGCAUUAUUCAUUACCAGUUGAAUGAUUUAAUGCUUAGUGAGUUCUAUAUGUCACUUAAGACCUUGCUAAUUGAUUUUGAAUUUAUAGUUUACAAGGACAAUCAGAUAAAACGGUUCUAGAACUGUGCUUUACGAACGAUCAGUUUUAAAUUGCAGAUGUAGCACAUAUCAACUUUGUAAAAUGUAAAACUUUGAAAGUUUUUAUGUAAAUUAGUAAGGAAAGUCUGAACUAACAGGAAGUGCUAAGUGUGUGGUGGAAAAGUUUGUAUGAAAUUUGAUAUUUCUUAAAAUUUGAUCUGUUAAAUGUCUUUUAGCCAAACCUCUUAAAAAGUGUAACUUCGCAAUGGUCAUGGGACAGAUCAAGUGAAAAGUUUGGUGAUGUAAGCAGGUUUUGAUCUUGUAAUUUCCGAGAAAUGGUCUAUUUUUGUUACCAUGGCAUUACUGAAUCUCACAAGGGGUUUUCUACCACCAAUUGUUUCUUCCCUUUUAAGGAAAAAAUACUUAAGAAAUAACACAUCAGAGUUAUUUUGCCAUGAUGGAAAAUUAAGCUCACAGAUGCUGAAUUCAUGCUGCUGUAAGUUUUGUUUCUUUUUGUCUGAUCUCCAAAUAUUUGGCUCAAAGUCAACAGAAGUAUCUUAAUUAUAGGAGACAUUUUGUUAAAAUUUAGUAUCAUCUCGGUUGUAAAUGUAUUCUACCCAACUUGGUGAGUAUAAAACUAUUGCUGAGGCUGUAGUAGAGAUGUAGAGUAAAAACUUUAAAGAUUAUUUUCUUGUCAUCUUUACUUCUCAUAUUUGCUAAAUUCCUGUACAUAAAAGUAAAACUCUACUAGUGUUCUGCUACAAAUGCCACAGUUUUAUUUAUUGGUUCAUAUGCUUGACAUCAGUAUAUUGUAAACUGCACAAUACAAUAUAGUAUACCAACGGUUGUAAUCUGCACAUUGUGUUUAUAAUUAAUAUUAAACUGUUAACCACUGAGCUAAUAAAAUUGUAAAAAUGCUCAAUGUGUUGUAAUCUGCUGAAGUGUUUGCUGUCCAAUAAUUGUUUGCAAAGUGUGGAAGUCCUAAAAGGUCAACAAAUCAAUCCUCCCUUGUUAACCAAGAAAUUAAAUUGAAAGUGUAAAAGAGUAUUGCCAACUCAGUCGAAUAUUGUAAACCGGAUUUUCAACCGUUUGGGAUAAUCACAGGGUCAAUAUGGGACUAAACUCAGGUGAAUUAUCCAGUUUUGUGCUGCGUUAUAUAUUUCAUGAAAGCUUUUAAGCCAGAAAAUCCAAAAUGCAGUCUCACUUUUACUGUUGCAGGGCUGUCACUAAGAUUUCAAGUUGCUGGGUAAAUACAACAAGCAGGCAGCUAGGGAUUUGUUUUGGUUUUAUUUUUCUUCUAUUUUCCUAUGAAAGUAGCUGAGGACCACAUCCUUAGUAGUCAGGAGAAAUCCCUGACCCCUGCCUCUUAAUGACAGCCUUGACUGUUGUGCAGCUGACAAAUAUUAUUGUACAGUGUUGGAGUAAUACUAGGAACAUAUGGCAUAGGUUUUUGUGGAUGAUUGAAGCUGUAUGCUUGGAAAACAGAGAUGUGGACUGUUUGUUAAUGUUUCACAACUUUCCUUAAGUAGCUUUGCAAACAAUCUGUUUCAUGAAGGCAAGAAAUGGUGCAAAAUAUAUUGCACAGUUUACAAGAUACUGUGUAUAAUUUAAUACUUUGUAGGGAAAAUCUAUAAUUCUCGGGGUAUAAAGCAAGUAUUCAACCUAUUACUGUUUGUAAAUUGUGUUAGAGUUUUAGCCUUGUAGCCUACUAGGUUGAAUUUAAUUAAGUGCUGGUUUUGUGUGAAUAUAGAUUUUACAGAAUUUGUUGUGCAGUAAAAAUUAAGUCCUCACGAUCUAUCAGCUAUUACCCUGCGAGCAGAGGCUACAUUUUCGCGGUAUGAGCUGGCGUGCGGAAAGUAGCCUCUGCCGACAACCGUUCAAUUUUCUAUCGUGCAUGCGCAAAAUUCGUCACGCGAUUCGCAAGCAACUGGUUCGUCAAAUCUGCGUGAGUUUCAAGGAAAACUACCUGCGAACUACUCUCCUCGAGCUUCUGUUUUGUUUUUCUGCUUCGCCCUUCUGGUUUUAACUAUUUUAGCCGCAAAAUUUCCACGGAUCGUCUUUUUUUAGGAAAGUAUUUUUAUGCUAUCAACUGUAGUAAGUUCUGUCUGUUUUGGCGAGAAGCACAUUUUUCCGGCUUUAAUAUUACCUAUUUAUAGUUGUGCUCAAAGUGAAAAUGAAAUUACCGACAACGCCACGCAGAAGUGAUGUUUGAAAUAAAUUGGAUGCUGUAGUCUCACGAUUGUGUUUUAAACUAAUGUUAUGAAUGAACAUAGACAAAACAGUAGUCAAAAAAAAUUAUUUAUCGAAAAAUUUUUAUUCGACAACCCAUAAUUUUAUCCUUAAAAGCAAUUAGCGUAAUACUAACUGGAUUGUGGAUCAUUUCACAUAGUAAAAGCUGCCAAGACAUCAAAUGUCAACGCCAAAAUCCGUCUCAAGUCGUAUAAAACAUCUAUGAAACAACUAUAAAUACUUAAAUUUCCAUUUAAAACGGAACUUCCUUGACCAUUGAUGUGCAAGUUGUACCUGAAAAUUCUUUAAAAACUUUGCCGCCUUGGUUUCUUUUCAGAACAGGAGAAGCUUUCCACCGUGAAGAAACCAACCAGGUUGAAGUCCUUGAGGGCGAAUCAGUGUUCAGCCAAAAGCUUUUUUUCUACUUUUUCCACCAAAAGAAAACUGAUCGAUGAUUCUUUUGAACAUUCCGGUUCCCAUUUGUGUCUUAAAACAGUGCAUUUAGCCUUACAUUGAGAGGCGACACAACAAAAAUCACCGCAGUAUCCAUUUUCUUUUCCUGGCAAACAAGAACUACCAUAAUGAUAAAUUAACGAUCUUUACACGGUCCCGUAUAAAGAAGCACCGGCAGCAGCUUGUUUUGGUAUUCCGACAGCUUUAAAAUACAGAGCUUAUUCAAGUUGUUGACGACGCUCUUUUAAACACAUAAACAGGAAUGUUUGAAGUUGUUUUGAACUUUUCCUGUUGCUACGUUCGAAACUACGUUGAUCCACGUUCAGUAUCACGAGAAUUUGGCGCGAAGGAAUGCAUGAAGGCGCAGUAAUGGUCAGCGUUCAUUCGCUGACGCAAGACUCACGCAAUGCUCUAAACCGGUCAAGAACAAGAAAAAACCGGUUUUUUUUAAUUUAUUCGUCCAGAUUUCUGGACGGAUUUGAACGGUUGUCGGCAGAGGCUACUUUUCGCACGCCAGCUCAUACCGCGAAAAUGUAGCCUCUGCUCGCAGGGUAAUCAGCUAUAAUUAGAUAAUGAAUCAAUUCAAAGAGGACAGACUGCAAAUUGUUGUUGCUCAAAAUAUCUAAUAGUUAAAACUGUUCUUCGGUAGGAUGCGUAAAAUGUGUGCAAUUCCACAUUUGGUUUUGGCUUCAUUAAAUUCUUAAAAGAGAGAUAUCUAUAUUACAAGUCAAAGUUAAAUAAUUUCAGGUUUAAUUUCUUAGCCUAAUGCUCCAUUCACACAAACUUAACAUGUUUAAUUAAACGAGGUUUUUAAAAAUGAAAAGCAAAUACUGAAAACUGGAAUGCAGGUUUUCACACAGGAUUCAAAUGAAACUCAAUAUGUUUUGUAAUUUGCACUAAAUUUGCAAUUAACUUACGUCAGUAAGCAGCUUUUAUGAAGAAAACAAUUUAAACUGUGUUGAACUAAACAGCCUUUAAACACAUGACUUUUUUAAUCUUUGGUGUCAGUGGGACUGUUGUUUAUACCAAUUUCCUUUGUCUCCUAACCCUAAUUAAAAAUAUUAAAAUAAAAUCACUAGGAAGUGCCGAGUCAUAUUUGAAAUAGAAUGCCUAUAGAAUAAAUUACAAGGAAGCUCACUUUUCAUUUCUAUCAACUUUGAUUAUUGACUUAAUGCCCUUGUCAACUAAUCUACUGAAAUCACUAGUUUACCUUCACCUUCAACUUCAAGUUUUGUAAAGAGUAAAAUUAAAUUGUUCUGUUACUAAUAUUUUUUCUAGAUAAUAUGUCAGAAUGUAUUGUUCACAAGGAAAGUCUCAGGUGUCACUGGACGACUCAUCAAUCAUCAUUACUGCGCUCCAGAUCCCGUCGUCCCCUAUCUUUGGAUGACAGUCGUGUUGCUGAAGCGUGCUUAGUCGACAGUCCAUUUGACAUGUCUCAAUCAUUUGGUGAUGACUCUAGUGUAUUUUCGGCUUCACCCCGAUCCACUGAAGUAAAUGGAAGUUCCUUGUUUGAUUUGACUCCUACUAGACCCUUCAGUACAUCACCAAAUCCACAAAGACGUUUGUUUUCAUGUCCGGAAGGUGAGACGUAUACUGUUAAUGAAAUUAGACACCGGUCAGACAUGCAUUAGUUUAAAGCCAGCUGAGCAAGGAUUCGUACUGUUGGUUGGUGCGCAGCCUUCUCCAUGGCAGGUCUUGAGUUUGAUUUCUGGGUGUGAUGUCAAAUCCUUGGUUGUUGUUUACCGUGCGCAAAAAGUCUCCGGAAAACCUGGUCAGAAAGUAAAUGGAACUCAACUUUUUUGGUUGUCCUAGUGGAAAAUUUCUGGGAGCAAGCAAACAUCUGAAAAGGCAGUCCUGUUUUUCCGGAACAGAAUGUUCCAAAGGGAAAUUUCUGUUCCAUUUCUUGAAAGCCAUCUUUGAUACCAGUUUCAGGCCUUUCUAGCUGUUUUUCCUUAAAUGGAAUUGAUUUGAACAAAUGGUAAACGUGAUUCCUGGACAAAGUUUACCAGUUCUGAAUUUUAAUGACUGUUUCAGUGCUUUCUAAAUGGAGAAGUUGUUGUGACUUGAUUUUACAGCGGAUUUGAGUGGCAGCUUGCAACAAAUCUACUGAUUUUUGAACUGCUGUAAAAUCCCAGUUUUUGUCAUCUGUAGAUUGAGCUUUAAUGAAUUGUACUGGGUGUUAUUCUCUUCAACUGACCUUUCGACAUGGAUCAAAACUUGCAAUUCUGAAGAUAAAUGUUCCAGCAAAGGAAAACUAUCAGUAGUUCUAAUGAUUCCUACAUGUAAUAGUGAUUGACUUGAUAUGAUGAAGCAACUUUGGAAGUUGAGUGGCCUUUGAGAGUUGUAAUUGGAAACGAUUUGGUAAAAUAUUGACAAUAAAUCCUUUUUCAUAUUUUAUUGCUGUAUUUAGAAGAGCAUUCUGGGAGUCAUUGUUUAGAAUUGAAGCUUUCAGCAUAUUUUCAAAACACAGAUGCAGGGAUAGAAUUUCCCAAAAACGUUUUCCAGAUAAUUAUGGGUUAGACCACAUUUAGUUUCCCCUAAUAACAUUAGUUAGAAGGUAUAGUCGAGCUGAUCCCAGUUGAAGAUUUCUCUGACUCUUUUGUAAAGAAAACGUACUGACAGUGGGUCCAUGAAUGAUUACUUUGCAGAUAGAAGCUUGACUACUCCUUCUCCACCCUGUUUGCAAUCAUUAUUUUAUGAUAUAAAUGAGGAUGUUGGGGCCUCUUGGAGAAAGCUUGGAAGGCAUUUAUCAAUAAGGGAGUGUGUUCUUAACAAUAUUAAUGAAGACUUCAGUGGUGUUAGCGAAAAGGCGAUUCAGAUUCUUUUCAAAUGGAAAGAAGAUAAUGGUGCUUCUGCAACACCUGAGGCGCUGUUUUCCGCAUUACUGCACAUAAGACGCACUGAUGUAGCCAAGAAGUUAAUAUCGCUGUUUCCAACAUUGUUACCUCUGUCAUGUUUACUUGAAAAUGUUGUCACCAGUGACUGCACCCUUUAUGCCUCCUACACACUAAACCCAGAGAAUUUGAAGGUUAAAAAAGUGUUACAGUCAAAAGAUGAGAAGGUAAUGAUUAUAGGUUGCAAUCUUUAGUAUUGCUAAAUCAGAGCUAGUAAAUUUAUUAUAAUUGUUAUCCAGUUAAUAUUAUUAUUUAGCAAUUAUUGAAUGAGGCUGGUAGGAUGUGAAGAAUUACAUAUGGUUAAGCCCCAAUUGGUUAUGAAGAAUUAGCCAGGGGUUUGGAGCCCGUCAGAAAUGGCAAAAUAUUUUGAAUUAAUAAUAGUUUCUUAUAGUUAUUUGUUUACACAAGACAUGUUACAGUUACAAAGUUUAAAAUAAAAGAAAGUGACAAUAUCACAAACUGGAGCAAAAUUAUAUAAGAACGAAAAAGAAUGAUACAACAGUUAUAAUACUUCACAUAAAUUAUACAAAAGCAUUAGACCUGUUAAUCAACAGAUUUUCCCAGUAGGUUGAAUUCUUUCUAGCUGAUUGAAGAAGGGGGUUUUUCAAAAUUGUACACAAUUUCAUAAACCUGGAACAUUGAGUGACAUGAUGUACACUGUUUACCUUACAUGUAGUUGUAAGUUGUUAAUGUAUGAACAGGGCAUGGGAACAAAUAACUGAAAGAGAACCCUGUUAAUUAACUGGCGGAUGAUAAGAGGUAAAACUUCCAAAACAUUAUAUAUGUUACAGGACAAAAUUGAAAUUAAGGUUAAAAUUUUUAACCUAUUGAUUCUCUAUUUUCUUGUAUCUUAUUCAUGGCAAAGGAAAUUGAGUAACAACCUGGGUAAAAAAAUUUUCACCUGAAUAUAAUUUUGAACAGUAACAACCUGAAUAAGCUCCUUACUAACUCAGUGGAGAUAAAUGUAAGAGAUCGAGCUAAUAAUUGUCUUAAAAAAAGCAAGGUGAUCAUUUUUUUUCUUUUUUCGUAUUAUCUGUGUAGGUCCUUGUGUGCUCAACUUCAGAGUCAUCUGAAAGAUUUCUAUUAAAACAAGUUAAAGAUAAAGAAAACACAUUUGCUGUCAGAAAGGUAAAGCUACAAAAAAGGAAGCUUUUAAUAAAAAUCUGUGAUGACAAUGGUAGACAAAACAUCAACACAACAAGAGAAUUUGCGCUUCUUCAAACUUCAAAUGUUUGCAAAUUUUUAUCAAAUUGAAUUCUCAAAGACUAUCUAAGUUCAAAAAAAGAAACAAAAUAAAUGAAACUUUUUACUCGUAUUCACUUCCCUCAUAAAACCGGAAACAGAAAGUUUGAUGUAGUUGUGCAACUACAGCAAAGAAAUGUACCAUAAAGCAUGAUGCAUGUCUGCAAUUUUGCCAAUCUAAACCUAUUACUUUUUUGCCACUCUUGUUGCCGUCACAGUAGUUAUAACUGCUAAAGCUUCCUAUUAUGCAUAAAAAGGUAAAGUGUUAUACAUGAGAGAACUGUGCCUGGUCCGGUCAGUCAGUAUGGUUACGUGAAAGGGUCUGUUACUGUAUAAAAUUCUUCAACUGAGUGAAUUGUUUGUUUGUUCCCACAUUUUUCAAAGUCUUCCUUAUUAAUUUUUCAAGCAAACGUAAGGUAAACUUGGAGAGAAAUCUGUCAGUUUGUCAAAAGUAUUAAUAUUAAUAAUUACAUUUAUGUGAUCCUGCUCCUCAUCAUUCAAACAUUGGAUAGUGCUAUGCAAAGGAUAGAUCACUAUCCAUCUGGCCCUGGUUGGAUAGAGCUAUCCACCGCAUAAGUCACUACCCAGAGGAGCACAAAAACAAAUUGUGCUAUCCUUUGGAUGGUUAUUUAUCCAGUGGAUAGCACUUGAUAUCCACCUUUCGAACAACUGGGGCCAGAUAAGUAUUACAGGCAAAAAAUGUGUUAUCCACUGGAUAGAAAUUUAUCUAGUGAAUAGAAUACACCCUUUGAACACCCUGGCCCUGAAGGCUGUUGACGGCAUAUUUUGUUCUUGCCCUGAUUUUGUAAAUCAAUUUUUGAACUUUUUUGUUUUCUCUUUAAACAGUGUUUAGACUGUAAGGCACUGAGACAACAGCACAAGCAGUUGCGUAAGACUGAAGAAUUUCUCAAAGAACUAGAGAUGAAACAAAAAAUGGUCCAAGACCUGCUUAAUGUUAUUGAACAGCUCCAGAAUCAUCUUCUUACUCAACAUGAAGCCAUCACCCAGGAGCAAGUCAGUUGCCACAACUGUGGGCAGUAUAAUAUCAAACAAGAUCUGAUGCUUAAGGAGUUGACCCUUUUACAUCAUGAACUGGAAAGGAUGAUUAAAAGCAACCGUCGAAUCUCAUUUAGUGGAAUUCCUACUGAGAGGAUCUACAACGUGGCAACAAGAACCUACACUGUGUGUGAGGAACACAAGGAAAUGCACACUGAACACAACAAAAGACGACAGAGCUUCUGUCAACAUCCUGAGAACUUAACAGAAUCUGAUGAAGGUGAUGACUACAUUGAAGGUCCUUUAAUGGUUAGUAUCAGCUGACUUUGUUGGGAUGUAUUCAGCUCGAAAGAAAAAAAAGACACGUAUACAAUGCAUAGAUGCACAACUAUGGAUGCAUUUUUAAGGGAAAACCAUAUUAGUUUGAGACAUAUCAUUGACUGAUCUUGUUAGUCGGUUGAAUGUCCUUGGUAUUAUCUUGUGGUUGUGCAAUGAUAAAGAAGAGAUGGUGGCCAAUUUUGAGCCUGGUGAAUAAAUGAGAAAGAUGCUUGUAGGUGGCUUGAAAGAAAAAAAUUGGGGUACUGAGACCUAAUAGGAGUCAAACCUAUUGCCUUCAGGCAACUAAGUCCAAAUGCUCUACCUUUGAGAUACAAUAAACUAUCCACUGCUAGGACUACAAUGUCGAUAAUUAUGUGGUUUUGCGCAAUGUUGGGUUAAUAGGAUCUAAUACCGAAUGAUGCAUCUGGACUAGUAAUCGGAAGGUCGUAUGUUUGACUCCUAUUGAGAGUACUCAGAGUUUUUCUUCUGAGCCACCAGUGUAACUGACUAAAAAGCAUUUCUCAUCUUGUGGUCGUUUUGAAGCAAAAGGGGAAAGACGAAGCAAUAAUGGGAAAGGAAAAAACAUUUUACCCCUACUGACAUGAUAUCAAACAUUUAGCUCAAAGUUACAUAUAACAAUGUUUUCACUGUGAUAAUGCCUUUCAAUCAGGUUGUUUUAAUAGUGUGGGUAGUGAGUUCAUUCAGCAAUUUGGUGAAAAUUGAAAGUGAAAUAUCAGAGGUGAUUCCUUGUUGUUUCUCUUUAGUGUACAUUGAAUGUCAUUUUUGUUAUUGGACGGCGGCGCAAAGUUACCCAAUCCUUUAAACCAAAGAAAUCUACUGCUGGUGAUAAAAUGAAGGUAGACUAUUUUUUAUUAUUUUUAUGCCAUUAUAGUCAAGUCUACUGCACUGUCAUUGAUGAAUAUUUUGGUUUAUGUAACACCCCACCUCCAGUACUAUGUCUUGUUUGACCACAGGGUUACCAUCUUCUGUUGGUGUUACAUCCCUGUGCUAGCUGCAAUUAAUAACCAAUAAUAUUGUAUUAAUAGUUAUGUAAUGGCUCAGAGCAAUUUGACUUGUGUAAAUUUUAUUUUUACAAAUAGGGAAGCUUAACUAAAGUUUUAAUUUGUUCCAGCUCACCAAGUCCAACAGCAAUCCUCUCUCAUCCAGUGAAAACUUGGGGGUCUCAAAACGACACAGCUACCUGCUUGCACAAGAAAGUCCCAUCAUGAUUUCAAGUGUGGAACAGUCACAGUCACCAAGAGACUGGUCUGGAGUCCCUGCUUUCACGGUACUUAUGUAGACAUUUACUCUAUUAAUAUUGAAACGUGGUGCUCUGGGUGACAAACUGGAAGCUGAUUGGCUGAUUGGAGUAUUUUUAUGGUGUAUAAUUCCGACGUUAAUGGCUAAUAGAUAAAUGGUACUGGCAUUGGACAUCACAAUAAAAUUAGUUAUGCCAUUUCAAGAAGCAGUACAGAAAUACCAGGACUGCUAGCUUUUUCAUGCCUCUGAAACUUUGAUUUUGACUAGGCAUGCUGUGGUACACAUGAAAAGUAAUUUAUCAUCAAUAUUAUUUAUUUCAGAUGUGCUCCGAUUUAAAAGUGCCAUGUUCAAAUACUACUUUGAGUAAGUGCAUAAAGGAACAGGCCAGGAAUACAAACCUUGCAGAGAAUCCUAGUACAGCUAAAAUUGGUAGAAACAGUCAGGAGAUCAUCUCCCUACGUUGGUGGGAAGGU
This is a messenger RNA of Porites lobata, 10668 nucleotides long. The record is from the annotation of a GenBank genome assembly. Lineage: Eukaryota; Metazoa; Cnidaria; Anthozoa; Scleractinia; Poritidae.